Messenger RNA from Suncus etruscus (white-toothed pygmy shrew), 930 nucleotides. Its product is annotated as olfactory receptor 5W2-like. The record is from RefSeq and is a predicted model, not a curated record. The transcript has a single exon. Lineage: Eukaryota; Metazoa; Chordata; Mammalia; Eulipotyphla; Soricidae. Gene Ontology annotation, cellular component: membrane. Gene Ontology annotation, biological process: G protein-coupled receptor signaling pathway; sensory perception of smell. The coding region runs from base 1 to 930 and encodes 309 amino acids. Gene Ontology annotation, molecular function: odorant binding; olfactory receptor activity; G protein-coupled receptor activity.
AUGGCGGUGGAGAACUGCACUGUGUUUACUGAGUUCAUAUUCUUAGGACUUCCUAGUAGACGGGAAUUGCAACUUGGGCUUUUUGUAUUUUUUCUUUUUGUUUAUGGCACAACUGUGGUUGCCAAUGUUGGGAUGAUCCUGCUGAUCAAGAUGGACUCCAGACUUCACACUCCCAGGUACUAUUUCCUGAGCAACCUGUCCUUCUGUGAUUUCUGUUACUCCUCCUCUAUCUCUCCCAAGAUGCUGGCUGAUUUCUUAUCAGAAAAAAAGAGGAUCCCAUAUACUGUAUGUCCCAUUCAAAUGUACGUUUCGAGUGCCUUUGGUGAUACGGAAUGUCUUUUGUUGGCUGUCAUGGCAUAUGAUCGUUAUGUAGCUAUUUGCAAUCCACUUCUUUAUACAGUUGCCAUGUCCACAAGAUUCUGCACCCUGCUAGUUUUGCUCACCUAUUUUAUGGGCUUUCUAGAUUCUGCAGUCCACACAUGCUUAGCCUUUCGGUUGUCCUUCUGCAAUUCCAAUAUCAUCAACCACUUUUUCUGUGAAAUUCCUCCGUUACUCGCCCUCUCUACCUCAGAUACAUCCCUCAAUGAGAUUGUGCUAUUUAUUCUUGGUACUUUUAUUAUGUCCUGCAGCAUAUUCACUGUCUUCCUCUCUUACAUUUACAUCAUAGCUACCAUUCUUAGAAUGAAAUCAGCUGAAGGGAGACACAAAGCCUUUUCUACCUGUGCCUCUCACUUAUGCACAGUGGCUCUCUUCCAUGGCACACUUCUUUAUAUGUAUAUGAGACCCAGUUCCAGUUACUCCAUGGACAAUGAUAAAAUUACUUCUGUUUUCUACACAGUUAUCAUCCCUAUGUUAAACCCAUUAAUCUAUAGUUUAAGGAGUAAGGAUGUAAAAGGUGCCUUCAUAAAAGCAAUCAGUGCAAAAUUAUAA